This is a messenger RNA of Arachis ipaensis, 1620 nucleotides long. Its product is annotated as putative BOI-related E3 ubiquitin-protein ligase 3. Gene Ontology annotation, molecular function: ubiquitin-protein transferase activity. The record is from RefSeq and is a predicted model, not a curated record. Lineage: Eukaryota; Viridiplantae; Streptophyta; Magnoliopsida; Fabales; Fabaceae.
UUUCUGCAACAUCCACUACUCUCUAUUCUAUUUCUUCUAUCCAUCAAUCAUCACACAUCCACUCUCUUAAACCUUCUUUUCCAGAUCUCUCUCUCUUCUUCUUUUCCGUGAUCCUUUUGGUCCAUCGUUCUCUCUCGAUGUCUAUCAACUUGAUCCUUUUCUCUUUCUAGAGGAAUUUCCUUUUCUUCUUUCUUUCGGCCCUAUUUCAAAGCAUUUCAUUCUCCAGAUUUUGUUUUUCCACCCAGGAGCUCAACAAAGUUCGUGAAACUCGAGGUAUUUUUUGGUAGCUUCAACAAAGAAACCUAAAGCUACAUAAGUUGAGUUAGGAAAGGGAAGUUUCUGGUAUAAUGUUGGGGGGCAACAAUGGUAACCCGCUUCCUGUUUUCCUGGACGAGACUCAAUUUCGAUAUCAAACAAAUCCAGCAAAUCAAUUGCAGUUGUUUGGAAACUUACAAGCUGGAUGCAGUGUUGAUCCAGUUAAUUACUUUGGAAAUGAGCAUAUCAGUCCCAUGAUUCAGCCAAACAAAAGAAGCAGGGAAAUGGAAGAUAUCUCGAAGCAGAAAAGGCUUCAGAUUUCCUUAAAUUACAAUGUCUGCCAAGAUGAUGCUGAUCGAUCGGCAAGCAUUCCGAAUCCUAAUCCUGUGUCAACAGGAUUAAGGCUUUCAUAUGAUGACGACGAGCGCAACUCAUCUGUCACUUCCGCAAGUGGAAGCAUGAAUGCUGCACCCUCUAUCUUGCUGUCACUCGGUGAUAAUAUCAGAAGCGAGCUUGAUAGGCAGCAAGAAGAGUUAGACCAAUAUAUUAAACUUCAGAAGGAACAAUUGUCAAAAGGAGUGAGGGACAUGAAGCAAAAACACAUGGCUUCUCUCCUUACUUCGAUUGAAAAAGGCGUUACUAAGAAGCUAAAGGAGAAAGAUAUAGAGAUUGAUAACAUGAACAGAAAAAAUAGGGAGCUAGCAGAUAGAAUAAAACAGGUGGCUAUGGAAGCGCAAAACUGGCACUACAGAGCCAAGUACAACGAGUCAAUUGUCAAUGUGUUAAAAAACAAUCUCCAGCAGGCAAUAUCUCAAGGAGUUGAACAAGGAAAGGAAGGAUUCGGAGACAGCGAAAUUGACGACACUGCUUCCUACAUAGAUCCUAAUAACCUCUUCAGCGUUGCAGGCGCGCAGCAUAUGAAAUCCACUUACAAGAAUUACCAAGGCAUGGAGAACCUGAGUUGCCGAGCGUGCAAGGCGAAGGAGGUUUGCAUGUUGUUGAUGCCUUGUAGGCACCUGUGCUUGUGUAAGGACUGUGAUGGAUUUAUCAAUGUUUGUCCUGUUUGCCAAUUGAUUAAGACUGGAAGUGUGGAGGUAUAUCUCUCAUAAGUCAUAACUCGCAAAAUGGAAGUACUUAAAAAGAAAAAAAGAAUCACUGUUCUCUCUGUGUGAAAAAGUUCAUCAUAAUGUUCAAGUUAAAAAGUACUUGUCACCUAAAAAAAAAUGAACUACUUCAAGGGAUAGUUCUAUACACUUGUGUUAAUAACACUACUACAUAUGCUCCUUGUACCAAAAGCCUAUUUCUAUGUAGACUUUUUUUCACCAUGGAGCUUCACCUAAUUGCUGAUGAGCUGCAUCAAUUGUU